UUUAACCGGAAUAUGGAGACGGUAGAAACCAGAGGUAGCUGUAGAAUAGUUUGAGUUUGGGUUCCAGUGGUGACGGAGAGAAGAGAAUUAAGAGAGUCUUCAGGUUGGAUUUAUAACUUGGUGCUGGAGUUUUAAAGGCUGAAGAGAAAGAUGGAGUUCUGGAUUUUUGUGUGGAUUCUGACUUUGCUGGUGGCUGCAUAUUCAGCGGAUGAGUGCAGCUGGAGGGGAAGUGGCCUGUCUCGAUCUGAGCGAGGUGUGGAACAGGUGUUUCUGCGUUGUGCAGAAGGCUCUGUGGAGUUCCUGUAUCCAGUGGGUGCUCUGAGACUCACCCUAGCACCCCGUCUCCAGUGGGUGGGACCGGCACAUACAGCAAGCAGGACUCCCACCUCGGUCUGCAUUAAACCAGAGUCUCAGUGGAGCGGAGCUCAGCUUUACCUGGAGAGAGGUGGAGACCUAGAGCUGCUGGUGGGGGACACACCUGGUGCCACUCACAUUCGCUGCUUCGCCAUCACUCCAGGAGAAAGCUCUGCCCUGUUUCUGCAGGCAACACCUCACAGCGACAUCAGCAGGCGCAUUGCUGCGUUCCGCUACGAGCUGAGGGGGGAUUGGACAGCACGCCUGUCCUCCGUCAACUCCAUAGAUGCCAACCUGGACAGAGAAGAAGGAGCAUGUAGGCCGUGUAAUGACACCGAGAUGCUGAUGGCUGUGUGCACCAGUGACUUUGUGGUGCGAGGGAACAUCCGGGCAGUGGAUACAGACUCUGAGCAAGGUGUGUCUGUGAUCAAAGUCAGUGCCACGCGUGUGUACCGCCAGAAGACGGCUCUGUUCUCCAGCGUUGGGCGUCUGACACACACCGGAGAGAUCCGAACCCUGUUGCGCUGUGGCGUUCGUGCUGGUUCUGGCAGCUUUCUUUUCACCGGACAUGCCUACUUCGGGGAGGCCUGGCUCACCUGCGCGCCCCGCUACAAAGACUUCCUCAGGGUGUAUGAGAGGGCCAAGCAGGAGCUGCAGAUCCCCUGCACUCUAGACACCUGAGAGCUUGACCGAACAGGGAUACGUUUUCUGUCUUUGUUGAGUAAGAGAGAAAUCAUGGAUGGUCUCUUUCUGAAGAUGUGCAGCUUCUCUCAGGACUUUCCUGUCAUCGUUCGUGUACGGAUGGUGCGUGUGGGGAAAGUCUGGGGGAAACUGGAAGUGUAGGCGCUUUGUUCUGUGAACAUCUCUUUCACUGAUUAUAAGCUUUCAGUGGCACACGUGUAGCACGACUGACAGUGUUUUUUUUAACCCUCCUUCAGUGUGGGGUGGGGGGGGGGUGGUUUAAAUGAAGAUGUUGAGCUUUUUUAUUUAGUAAUCGUGAAGGCUUGCACUGAGCAUAGGGGAGGAUGAAACCAAAUGGAAGCAGAUCAUAUGUAGCACGCUGAGUUUCAGCUGUCAACUGACUGCCAUUCAGCGCUUGUAGGGUCUUAAUGCGCAGUGUACACACAGGGCUGUAUUUAAUGAACAAGAUGUAUUGUAUUCAGGCCCCUUAUUUUAAAAUGCCAUUGUCACCUUUUCCUCCACUAGUUGUGAUUUGAGCAAUGCUUGAGCAAAGCUCAGUGCCCAUUUACUCAGCCCCUGUUUCUAGGAUUGUACACUAAUUCAAGUUUUUCACUGGAUUUUUUAAAAAUAACUUUAUUUGUCAUCAUAUUGAGAUCUAUUUUCUUUAUAAAGCACUACGUGUGAUUUUAGUCGCUCAGAUAAUUUAAAUGUUAUCCCCACACACCCUGUUUACUGUCAUUAGAUCAGGCAAGUGCUAAUAAUAAAUCGUAUAAUAAUCCUCCCCUCUGGUCAGGGUCUGUGAGGAUCUCUCUGUUAAAUCUCUGUUAUAUGUCAUUUUGUGUUCCACUGUACACAGGGGCCAUCGGGCCCCCAGACCAUGUGGGCUGAACUUAAUGAUGAGAUGCAGCCAUUGAAUCCAGUUUCAGUAUUGAUACAUAUGAAUUGCUAUCACAUGUUGAAAGAUCGUCUUGAUGUUGAUAUUUAUAUUCGCACACGCCGUUAUAGGGUCGCAACGAAUGUAGCAUCUGUGCUAACGCAGCUAGCAAAGGCAGCUCACACACGUACAAACAGAGCUCAGUGAAAGAACGAAAUACUUUAGCCUGAGACAGAAUGAUGAAGGUGUGUAAUAUGUAAGACGUUUCACCAAAACCUGUGUGUUAGCUCUAAGUGUGUUCUGCUGAUCUUGUGUUUUUAUAUGAAUUUAUUUCGUUUAUGGUUGUGCACUAAACUGUUAUGAAACCAAGAAUGUUAAGAAACCAAAUGGAGCAUAAAAAUCCAGCCUGAAGCUCCAGCUCACCUUACACUGCCUCAAUGUUUACCUGUUAAUGUGUGUUAUACACACUGUGUGUGUUGUCUUCAGUGUAUGUGUUGUAUUGUACAGAGUCUUUAUAUAGUAUAUGUAUAUAUUGUGUAUAUAGUGUGUGUGUGUGUGUGUGUGUGCAGUGUUGAUGUAAAUGUGUGGAUAUUGAUGUAAAUAAGAGGUUUAGAAGAAAAGAACUUAUUUUGAACUGUAAAUGACUGGAUGUGUUUAUUAAAGAGAUUGUUUAAAA
Messenger RNA from Trichomycterus rosablanca, 2585 nucleotides. RefSeq names its product meteorin, glial cell differentiation regulator (gene metrn). Bases 151 to 1035 code for a protein of 294 amino acids. The transcript is spliced from 4 exons. Gene Ontology annotation, biological process: positive regulation of axonogenesis; glial cell differentiation. NCBI's taxonomy places the organism in Eukaryota, Metazoa, Chordata, Actinopteri, Siluriformes, Trichomycteridae. Gene Ontology annotation, molecular function: hormone activity. The record is from RefSeq and is a predicted model, not a curated record.